AUGGUCCGCGUCUCUGUUCUUAACGACUGCCUUAACAACAUUGUCAAUGCUGAGCGCCGGGGAAAGCGCCAGGUUCUUAUCAGGCCUUCGUCGAAGGUCAUUGUGAAGUUCCUAUCUGUCAUGCAGCGUCAUGGCUACAUCGGUGAAUUUGAGAUCAUCGAUGAUCACCGCUCUGGCAAAAUUGUGAUCCAGCUCAAUGGCCGGCUCAACAAGACGGGUGUAAUCUCACCACGUUUCAACGUCCAAGUGACCCAAAUCGAGUCCUGGGUUAACUUGCUCCUCCCUGCCCGUGGUUUCGGGUACAUCAUCUUGACGACUUCAUCAGGGAUUCUUGAUCACGAGGAGGCUCGUCGCAAGAACGUUGGUGGGAAGCUUCUCGGAUAUGUCUACUAG
Molecule: messenger RNA, 393 nt
Organism: Suillus paluster
Lineage: Eukaryota; Fungi; Basidiomycota; Agaricomycetes; Boletales; Suillaceae
Product: ribosomal protein S8
Exons: 5
Coding region: 1-393 (130 amino acids)
Biological process (GO): translation
Cellular component (GO): cytosolic small ribosomal subunit; ribosome
Molecular function (GO): structural constituent of ribosome
Source: RefSeq, a predicted model, not a curated record